Molecule: messenger RNA, 2257 nt
Organism: Talaromyces stipitatus ATCC 10500
Lineage: Eukaryota; Fungi; Ascomycota; Eurotiomycetes; Eurotiales; Trichocomaceae
Product: CCR4-NOT transcription complex, subunit 3
Exons: 3
Coding region: 1-1869 (622 amino acids)
Biological process (GO): nuclear-transcribed mRNA poly(A) tail shortening; regulation of DNA-templated transcription
Cellular component (GO): P-body; CCR4-NOT core complex; nucleus
Source: RefSeq, a predicted model, not a curated record
AUGACAUCGCGCAAGACACAACAAGAAAUUGAAAAGACCUUCAAGAAGGUCGCCGAAGGUAUGGCGACAUUCGAAGGCAUAUACGAGAAGAUCAAAGUCGCAAACAACACGACGCAACGGGACAGACUGGAGGAGAACCUAAAACGCGAAAUCAAGAAACUACAAAGAUUUCGUGAUCAGAUCAAGACCUGGGCUGCCGGUAAUGAAGUCAAGGAUAAGACCCCUCUGCUAGAACAGAGGAGAGCCAUUGAAACAUGCAUGGAACAGUUCAAGGCCGUCGAAAAGGAUUUGAAGACAAAGGCAUACUCCAAAGAAGGUUUAUCAGCUGCUUCUCGACUCGACCCCAAAGAAAAGGAGAAGGCCGACACAUGCGACUUCUUAUCAAAUAUGGUGGACGAGCUACAGCAAAGAAUUGAAGCUAUGGAGGCCGAAGAAGAAGUUCUACAGGCGUCGCUAAAGAAAGGCAAGAAAGAUGUCACCAAGGCAAACCGAUUAGCAGACAUAGCACGAGUAACGGAACGACAUAAAUGGCAUGUGAACAAACUGGAACUCCUACUGCGAUCGUUGCAGAAUGGCGGCGUUGAGACAUCACAAGUUAUCGACCUGAAAGACAGUAUAAAAUACUAUGUCGAAGAUGGGCACAACAUAGACUACUCUGGAGAGGAUGAGACGCUCUACGAUGACUUGAACCUCGGCGAUGACGAAACGCCGUUCGGUAUCGGCCAUGACAACGACCGGGUUUCGUCCCAAGAUACACAAUCAAUACCAGACGAGGAACCGGAGGCGCGAGCCAAGCCCAAGACGGAGUCAGUAUCAGGAAGAAGACCAUCAGCGCAACUGAAAUCGCCACUACCGGUACUGGCAACUCUCCAUCCUACAACGACCCCAGCAUCGACGUCAAGUCCAAUGAAACCUGCCCCUCCCCCUACUCGGUUACCAGGCGAAACAUUAAAAUACGCGUCUGCUGCGGCAGCAGCCGCGGCGAGCGAUCGAAGUGGUGUCGGUAUCGCACCAUUACCUCCCCCACCUGGUUCUAGUCCUGCAUCAUCAUCGGCUUUCCCCGUUUCAAAAGCCGGGUCAACAUAUUCUCCAGGUGUGACCUCAGCACAGCUGGCAUCUCGCAUAAUUUCAACACCGGAGCCUACUGAAAAGCCAUCCCGCAUUCACUCUCCAGCACCUACACAAGCAACGAGUGCUAAACCUGUGUCGGCAACACCCGAUCUACCAACACAAUCAGUAGAAAAGCAAGAAACAGCUCCCACUAAAUCAACCUCUCAAUUACCCAAUGGUAAUGCUGCAAACAGGGAAGAAACGACAUCAGCAGCAACAACGACGAGUUCUCAGGACGACUCUAUCUAUCAUCUCCCUCCAGGCUUACAGGACUUGAUUCAAUCCUUUGAAGUGACGAAAUCUCGGGGUGAAGCAAAUAUGUCCUCAGCAUCCGUGCAAAGACUCCUUGCAGCAUCACUCAACUCUUGUCCGGAACCUGGAGAUGCGGAGAAACCGCGUCACUACAAACCGCAAAAUCCAUACAACACACCGCUUUAUUAUCCACAGGAGCCUCUUCCAAUUUUCGAUGAUCAUCGAUUAUACGACACGGGACGCAUCGAUACGGAUACUUUGUUCUACAUCUUCUAUUAUCAGCAGGGAACAUAUCAACAAUACCUGGCCGCGAAAUCGUUAAAGAACCAGAGCUGGCGAUUCCACAAACUUUAUCAGACCUGGUUUCAGCGACAUGAAGAACCCAAAAUGAUAACGGAAGAGUUUGAACAAGGGACCUACAGAUUUUUCGAUUACGAGAGCACUUGGAUGAACCGACGAAAAGCGGAUUUCAAAUUUAUCUAUAAGUUCCUAGAGGACGAUCUAUGAUUUUGAUCUCGACGGUGACUUUUAGAGUUCAUGUGUGCGUUUCUGAACUGGAGGUCAUUUGAUAAACUCAAUGGGUUGCCCUUCUCCCACUUCUUUCCAAGAUUUCUGUUUCGUUGUUUCUUUCCUUAUAAAAAUUAACUUCAGGUCAAUUAAGGGGGAGCAUUAUGGGAAAAAGGGCAUCGGCUGGCGUCGGAAUUAUGUUACUGUAUAACCAAACCCUUUUUCUUUUGCGAAUGAUUCUAUCACUGACAGGUUUUGUCUGGCUGGAGGACAUUUUUCUGUUCUUCGUUGUCGAGGUAGCGUAACCUAGAUUCAAAACCGAUACGCUUGACUAACGUAGGUCGUAAUAAGUUACAUUGUCUUAAGCCAAGUACGAACAUCUGUUGAU